This is a messenger RNA of Gongylonema pulchrum, 462 nucleotides long. The record is from the annotation of a GenBank genome assembly. NCBI's taxonomy places the organism in Eukaryota, Metazoa, Nematoda, Chromadorea, Rhabditida, Gongylonematidae.
AUGACCACUAAAUGGUCUUUAGUACCUGUUCUGCUGGUAUUAUAUGGGUUUACGAAGGAUUUUAAACCAGGCGAACCGUUUCUCUUCAAAUAUCAAACCGACUUCCUGAAUCUCACCGAACACGAGCUCAAUGGCGAGAUUUACCCAUACUGGACAUACAGCUAUUUGAUAACGCUCAUCCCGAUAUUUCUGCUUACUGAUUUGCUGCUUUACAAGCCGGUCCUUAUUCUGGAGAGUAUUGGCUAUAUGGUGUUACUUGAGAAAAACUUUUUGGAUUGCAGAAUCACGCUAGUAUUCGGAUGGGGUGUGUUCUCACAGCAAAUCGGAAUGGUUUUCUAUGGGAUUGCAUCGGCCGCCGAGAUUGCAUUCUAUUCCUAUAUUUAUGCAAAAGUUGAAAAGCACGAUUAUCAGCGGUUCGAUGAGUUGUUUUUAAAGCCUGAAAUUUUCAAUGAUCUCGUUUAA